This is a messenger RNA of Gossypium arboreum, 1754 nucleotides long. RefSeq names its product E3 ubiquitin-protein ligase RHF2A-like. Lineage: Eukaryota; Viridiplantae; Streptophyta; Magnoliopsida; Malvales; Malvaceae. The record is from RefSeq and is a predicted model, not a curated record. Bases 299 to 1414 code for a protein of 371 amino acids. The transcript is spliced from 9 exons. Gene Ontology annotation, molecular function: ubiquitin-protein transferase activity.
ACCCAACCAUAAUGAUUUAUAAAGUAAAGGCGGUCGUAUCUUUUCCUUUCCUAUUCUUUCUCUCUCUCUCUCUCUUUUUAUUUUCUUCCUAUUUUAUGAUUGGGUUAUCAUUUCCCCCCUAAAUUAUGUAGGGUUUCCGGUUAUUCCUUAAUGGACCUUUAGCAUUCCCUUGGGGUUAAAUAAAUAGGAAGAGAAGGGGAAUUUACAAAAGCUCUAAUUUUUGUCUUUUGGUGGCAUUUCCUUGAUUCCUUUCAUUUCUCAAGAAUUCUCCAAAAUCAUAUUUUUGGAGGUUCUGAGAAUGGAGACGCAGAAGCUAGAGAGUCAUAUGCAAUCAGCUGCAGCUUUUGUGCAAGGGGGAAUCCAGGAUGCCAAUGACGAUUCUUGUAGCAUAUGCCUUGAGGAGUUUUCUGCUAGUGAUCCUUCUACGGUGACUAAUUGUAAGCAUGAGUUUCACCUCCAAUGUAUUCUUGAAUGGUGCCAGAGAAGCUCACAAUGUCCAAUGUGCUGGCAAGCCAUUAGCUUGAAGGACCCUGCAAGUCAAGAAUUGCUUCAAGCAGUAGAAACGGAAAGGAGCAUUAGGGUUACUGCACCAAGAAAUGCUGCCAUAUUUCACCAUCCCGCCCUUGGUGGUUUUGAAUUGCAACAUUUGCCGGUUGGUGUAAAUGACCCUGAACUUGAAGAGCGUAUAAUUCAGCACUUGGCUGCUGCUGCUGCAAUGGGAAGGACCCACCAUGCUGGUAGGAGGGAGGGCCAGAGAAGAUCUGCUCAUAGUCACCAGCACUUCUUGGUGUUUUCUCAUCCUAGCACACAGCACCCUGGUUCUGGAUCAUCAGCUCAGACACAGACAGCAGGAGAAUCUGAAGCACCUGCAAUCACCGUAGCCACGCCAUCCGGUCCACUAUCAUCUAGAGAUGAGGCUUCUCCAUUUCCUUCUAGUCAGAAUACAUCAGCUUCUGGAUCUACUGUCAGUCCUCUGGAUAGACGAGGAUUUUCCUUUAAUAAUCGAAGCACUUCUAGUAAUUCCUCAUUGCCAAAUCAAGAGGAAGCAGGACCAUCAGAGUUGCAGUCAUUUUCGGAGUCUAUAAAAUCCAGACUUAAUGCAGUGUCCUUGAGAUACAGGGAGUCAAUUUCAAAGAGUACAAGAGGCUGGAAGGAGAGGUUGUUCUCACGUAGUUCUUCUAUGUCUGAUAUCGGGAAUGAAGUUCGUCGAGAAGUGAGUGCAGGAAUAGCUAGUGUAUCUCGUAUGAUGGAGCGUCUUGAAAUCAAUGGAAAUAGCAGAGAACACCAAGCUGCUUCUCUGUCACAACAUUUAUCUGAACCUUCUGUUACAGAGCAAGACAAUCAGCGUAAUACAGGGCCGCGUGGCAUUAUCCCUUCACGACCUCCACAUGCCACUAGUUCUCUUUCUAGAUAAGAAAAAUUAUUUCUGCAAAUUGAAUCUAUCCUCAGCUUUUCAUCUCUGUAGGUUCUUGCUUCUCCAGAGAUGACAGUCUGAGGAAAUGAUGGUCUGCAUUUUUUUUUCCUCGUGGACAAAGAUUCCUGGAGGUUAUUAAAUGGAAGAGGGCAUUUCCAUCUCGAUAUAUAUAGAGAGAGAAAGUGAGAGACUUUAUAUGGUUUUAUGAUGUAUCUGUAUCUGUAUAGCCUGCUUUAGUGCAAUAUAUGUAUUUAUGUCUCGUAACUGAUGGCUAAUUUGAGUGCGAAACAAUGAAACUUGAUGGAUUAUGAAACAACAUCCUUCAAAUAAUUUGCUAAAA